AAAAAAACACGCCAUGUAAAGGAUGAUGGGGAUGUUAAGCAGUGCCCCACAGGUGGUUCCCCUGUGGAGGAGGCAACAAAAAAGAGGGAAAGAAAAAGGGAAAAAAAAGAAAAAAAAGGAAAUUUCCAAACUACACCAAAUAGCCCAAAUGUCGAAACCAGUGAAAGUAGCCCGAAUGGCCCAAACAACAUUGGAGCCAAUGAAGGCGCAGGGGACCGAUAUGGGAAGGAACAGGACGAACAAAUCGUUGAGGUCGAAGAGGCAGCUGACGUAAAGACACGAAUAGAGGUCCCCAGUGAGGAUCCACACACAAAUCAAAGCGUUGAAAAAAAAAAGAAAAAAAAGAAGAAAAAGAAAAAGAAGAAAGGGGAAGGUGACGAGGAAGAUGCUCAUGAGGAAGCUGAAGAAGAAAGACAAAUGUCAACAGCGCAGGAGGUGACGAAAAAAAAAAUGGAGCCACAACACGAAGUACACAUAAACAAAGUGAAGAGCGAAACAAAUAAUGCAAAAGAUGUCUUGUCAAAUGGGGAGAAUAACGUUGAAGAUGGAGCUCCAGGGACAGGAGGACACAUUGUAUGUGAGGGAGACCUUGCACAGGGUACUACGACAAGUACAACCCACAAAGGCAAUAACGAGAGUGCAGAAAUAAAAUCUACCAGUGAGGAAAUGAAAGGAGGAAGAGACAAUUGUAGACUCCAUAGUAGCAGUUCCAGUUGUGGUAGUGAUGCACAUGAGCAGGCGCAGGUAAAACGUAACCAAGGGGAUACACAACUGAACGAAGCAGAGAAUCAUGUUGGUCAAAAAAAGGAACAGGAAUCACAAAGUGCAGGAGUAGAAUAUCACAAACAAGAAAAAGAAAAUAGGGACAUUUCGGAAGGAGAGCUAAAUGGCGAGGGACAAUGUGAACAGGGCGCACUCGUCGAAAUGGAGGCCAUGCAUAGUUUAAGGGAUAGCGAGAAAAAAGGGGAAGAGCGGAAAAGGAAAAAUAAGAAAAAAAAAGAGGGUCCCAGGAAGCGCGAGUCCAAAAGGAACAGAAGGGCGAAAGGUAAAGUGGGCUCGACGGAGGGCAAAACGAACGAGGCUGAUAACGAGUCCGAGCCGGCAAAAGAAAAAUCUACUGAAAAAAACGAAGAACUGCUUGUCGGAGCAGCGGGCGAAGUUGAAGGAAGCGUGGAAUACGCAACUGACUCAAUCGCCAGGAUUAUUAGCACGAAGGAGAGCGAUUCAAACGGAGGGGCAACGCCCAGAGGAGGCUCCUUACAAAAAAUGUGCCUUUCAAACGGUGUGAAACAUCUAGAAACCUACGAAAGCAAAGUAUGUGUGGCGAACUCCAUUCACGACAUAUCGAGCCCUUCAUCUGAUAACGGGGAGACCCAGGAAAGAAUCUACACGGGAGAAACCACCAUCUACGGGGAAAAUAGGAAAAGCUUUGACCUACUGUCCUACAUCGAAAAUGGAAUUAAAAAUUAUGUACAUAUGCUAAAGGAAGAAAACGUGGACAUAUACGAAAGAAAAUGUGUUAAGGAGAUGAUAUCCUUUCACAAAUUAAAAUUAAAAUAUUUAAAAAAAAAAAAAAAAAAAAUUAAGCAAAAUGUACACGCGGACAACUUUGCAUCAGAUUGUGGAUCGCACAUAUCGCGCAGCACUUCUGAGGAAGACAAGGAAGAAAUAAUUAGAAAAUUUGGCCGCUUCGAUUCAUUCACUUGGGGUCAGUCAAACGAAGGCAGUGCCAGUAGCGCUACUACACAUAACAAAGGCACGAAUAAAAAAAGCGGAAAUGAACAUGCUGAUUUGAAACAGAAAUUGAGUAAAAGUAAGAACUACUAUUCUAAGCAGACACCCUGGAGUAGCAAAAAUGACCGCCUUGGCAGCACCACAGCGGUGCACGUGAAGAAACCGAACAAGACGAAGAGGCCAGUUGAGAUUAAAAGUUCCGACGAAUCGAACCCAGGCAAAAUGAACACAAGUUCUUUGAAGGACAUGGAAGUGGAAAGUCAAAUGGAGGAAUUGGGAUGCCUGGAGAGUGCCAGACAAGGUUGGGUUGAACGAAGCAACGGGCCGCAGGUGAAAAGGGAGGGCCACGGCGCCGCACUGCAGAAUAGAAGCCUAGCAACCACGAAUGAAGACCUCGAGAGGGAAAGAAGCCCAAGCAGCAAAAAUGUGUUUGAAGCGUUGUUUCACUUUUACUCAAAGGAUAAAGGAAACGCCAAGCGAAACAUGGAACCGGAAGGAAAAACCAGUGAGGCGAGUUGUCACGCAAAAGGUAUGGACCUUGAGCUGUUCUUAAAUUUCUCAAAACAUUAUAAAAUUAUAAAAAGUUUAUUAACAAAAAGUGAAUUGGAAAAAAUCUUUUUAAAUGAAAGCAAAGGAAAUACAUACAUUCAAGCAAGACAGUUCCAGAAGGUGCUAAUGUUAUGUGCACAAAUAGCAUUUACCAAACCACCACAUAGGGUCAAUUUCACAGACACAAAAAAAAUAUUCCAGUGUUUGGUCAGGUGGAUUUGUAACAAUGCACCUCAACAACAAAAAAAAAUUAUUUUAAAAAGUUGCCAGAUAGCCGAUGCUUCCAUGUUAACGGAAAAUGGAAAAACAACCGAACCGCAAAAGGCUGACGUGAGAAGCUCAACUUUACGAAAUAAACAAUACUCCAUGUCUGUGAAGGACAAAGGUAAGAAGACACCCAUAAAUAAUAUUGUAUUAACGAGUUCGCAAAAUUUUGAGACACCAUCGAACAAAUCGGAAAAGGCGAGAAUUUUCCGCUACAAUACGAGUAUAAAUUUGCGCAAGUAG
This is a messenger RNA of Plasmodium fragile, 2790 nucleotides long. RefSeq lists its product as uncharacterized. The transcript is spliced from 2 exons. The annotation marks the transcript as partial. NCBI's taxonomy places the organism in Eukaryota, Apicomplexa, Aconoidasida, Haemosporida, Plasmodiidae. The record is from RefSeq and is a predicted model, not a curated record.